GGCGGUUUGCGACUUCCUUCUCGCACAUUGCGGAGAAUUGUGGUGCUCGUCAUCUCGCAUCGAUCGCCGACGACGAGCAGGCAUGGGUGGCACGAUCUCUCGCGUGUGGACUAAGCUGUUUGGCAAGAUUGAGGCUCGUUUGAUCAUGAUCGGGCUGGACGGGGCGGGAAAGACGACUCUGCUGCAUCAGUUCCAGCUCGGCGAAGCGGUCACAACAACGCCCACGAUUGGGUUUAACGUGGAGGCGGUCGAGUGCAAGAACAUCAAGCUAAACGUGUGGGAUCUCUCCGGCCACGAGAAGAUACGAUGUGUGUGGCGAACGAUGUGUCCAAAUACACAGGGCGUCGUGUUUGUCGUCGACUCGACUGACAUCGCCCGCAUCGACUCGGCCCGCGAAGAGCUGCAUCAAAUGCUGUGGGAAGAGCACCUGCGCGAUGCAAUUGUGCUCGUGUUUGCCAAUAAACAGGAUUUCCCAGGAGCGUUGGAUGCCACCGCAAUCAGCGCGAAAAUGGGGCUGGACCGACUCCGACAAGUUUGGCACUUGCAGGUUGGUAGUGCCGCGACCGGCGACGGCGUCGAGGCAGCCUUGGACUGGCUCGUCAAGGCCGUGCGACACCAUCCCAAGUUUCGAUAAGCACGUGCAUGCCACUGAAGCAGUGUGCAUGUAAUAUAAAAUUUAUACCAUGCUCAACUGAUGCCAAA
Aphanomyces invadans is the source of this 702-nucleotide messenger RNA. RefSeq lists its product as hypothetical. Bases 83 to 634 code for a protein of 183 amino acids. Gene Ontology annotation, cellular component: cytoplasm. The record is from RefSeq and is a predicted model, not a curated record. Gene Ontology annotation, biological process: intracellular protein transport; vesicle-mediated transport. Gene Ontology annotation, molecular function: GTP binding; GTPase activity. NCBI's taxonomy places the organism in Eukaryota, Oomycota, Saprolegniomycetes, Saprolegniales, Verrucalvaceae. The transcript has a single exon.